This is a messenger RNA of Nanorana parkeri, 1011 nucleotides long. Its product is annotated as olfactory receptor 51E1-like. Gene Ontology annotation, molecular function: olfactory receptor activity; G protein-coupled receptor activity. NCBI's taxonomy places the organism in Eukaryota, Metazoa, Chordata, Amphibia, Anura, Dicroglossidae. Bases 1 to 1011 code for a protein of 336 amino acids. Gene Ontology annotation, cellular component: membrane. The transcript is spliced from 2 exons. Gene Ontology annotation, biological process: G protein-coupled receptor signaling pathway. The record is from RefSeq and is a predicted model, not a curated record.
AUGAUGUCUGGUGGUAAUAAUCUGAGCUCCUCUCAUUUCAUCCUGAUUGGAAUUCCGGGGCUGGAAGAUGUCCUGGUCUGGAUUUCGUUGCCGGUCUUCAUCAUGUACCUGAUCACCUUGUUGGCCAAUAUUAGUGUUUUGUUUGUCAUCAAGUCGGAGGAGAGCCUCCACCAGCCCAUGUACCUCUUCCUUUCCAUGUUGUUGUUUACAGACCUUGUCCAGUCCAAUGCUGCCGUUCCCAACAUGCUCCUCAUCUUCUGGUUCAACCUCCAUGAGAUCUCCUUUGAGGGCUGCCUGGUUCAGAUGUUCUUCAUCCAUUCCUUCUCCAUCAUGGGCUCUACUAUCCUCUUGGCGAUGGCCUUUGAUCGCUAUGUAGCCAUAUGCCAACCACUGAGAUAUUCCGCCAUCCUGACCUACCCAUUAAUCACAGAAAUUGGAGUCUUGGUGGCCAUGGGAGGAACUCUCCUGGUUUUUCCACACCCGUUCCUGGUCAGGAGGUUGCCAUUUUGCAAGAGCCACGUGAUUGAUCAUAGUUAUUGUGAACACAUUGCUGUGGCCAAACUGUCCUGCGCAGACAUCAGAGUUAAUGUUGUGUACGGGUUAGCAGUUGCUGUGCUUGUGGUUGGAGUUGAUGUCGCAGGUAUUACAGUGUCCUAUGCGAUGAUUAUAAACGCCAUCUUCAAUCUAUCAUCUAAAGAGGCCAGGCACAAGGUCAGGAGCACAUGUGUCAGCCAUGUUUGUGUCAUUCUUUUGGCUUACAUCCCGGCACUUUUCUCCUUUGUCACUCAAAGGUUUGGGGAGCGCACGGCUUCUUCCACGCAGAUUAUCCUCUCUAACCUUUACCUGAUAGUCCCUCCAAUGCUAAAUCCAAUCAUAUAUGGAAUGAAAACCAAAGAGAUCCAGAGAAACGUUCUCAAAGUCCUGGUGGGUGAUAAAAUGUCAAUGGGGGACUGUCCAGGUCAUGAACUAGAAGGAGGAGGUGUUUUUUCCGGCUGGUACAGAAGCCGUUGA